AUGGCUACUGAUCCCACUGACGUCGGUCCUGCUCCUGGGAGCUCCGCAACAAAUCCCGGCAGAUUGAGAAUGUGCCACUACCGUCACCUGACUUUCACCAAGUUCUAUCCCAUAUGGGGCAAUCCCUCAAGAGUGAGCGCAAACCUUGUUGAUAAGUACUUCGUUCCGGAAAAUCUGUACGCCUACAGAUCAGGAGGUCCCGUGUAUGAGGUUCAGUUCCCAGACAAUGCGGUCAUGGAAGUGUUGACUUGUCGCAUGGAGAAAUGCUUCUCUUGCAAAGCCAAAGGCCUGGCAGCAGUCAAGGAAGGUCCAACCUCGAAUGUGCACUUGAUCCAUCGCGUCGAUACGAAGAUGGAUCCUGGAAAGACAAUUCCGAGGUACAUCGCCAAGCCAAAGACACGAUACGAGCAUCCUGAUUGGCAGGCGAUGACGGAGUUGAAGACAGUCAUGUUUGAGCUCGGGGGUCCAGAUGGAGAGUCUUCUGUUUACGUUGCGUGUCGGGUUUGUGUGGAAGGACACUGUGAGGCGUGUGACGAUCGGGAUAGGCGGAAGCGUGAAGGGCUGUUGUUGGAAGAUGAACUCGAUGUGGAGGAAUUGGAUGAAAAGUAUGAGAAGGACAAGAUCGAAAAGGAAGAACGCCAGAAAAGACGCGAAAAGAGGCGAAUUCGCAGGGAACAUCUCAAGAAGAAAGCUGAGCAGGAGGCGCUUGAGGCGGAGAAGCUCAAGAAGGAUGGCCCGGACGAGGAGCCUUCUUGGGACGAGGAUACCAAUUAG
Molecule: messenger RNA, 774 nt
Organism: Ramularia collo-cygni
Lineage: Eukaryota; Fungi; Ascomycota; Dothideomycetes; Mycosphaerellales; Mycosphaerellaceae
Exons: 1
Coding region: 1-774 (257 amino acids)
Source: RefSeq, a predicted model, not a curated record